Molecule: messenger RNA, 579 nt
Organism: Anopheles maculipalpis
Lineage: Eukaryota; Metazoa; Arthropoda; Insecta; Diptera; Culicidae
Product: troponin C-like
Exons: 5
Coding region: 1-579 (192 amino acids)
Molecular function (GO): enzyme regulator activity; calcium ion binding
Source: RefSeq, a predicted model, not a curated record
AUGGGAUCGAAAGAUUUGUCCACGUCUGGAGCACUGGUUGGGCGAUCUGCUGGUAAACCACCUUCGGAGGAGGAGGACCUCAACAACGAUCAGAUUGCAAUGUUGCUUUAUCUCAUUUCCUCUGUUUCUUCUGCUCUCGCUCUCUCACUCUCUCUAGUCCUGCAGAAGGCAUUCAACAGCUUCGAUCGCGAGAAGACGGGCAGUAUCUCAUCCGAUAUGGUGGCGGAAAUCCUACGACUGAUGGGUCAACCCUUCAACAGCAAGAUUCUCGAGGAGAUGAUCGAGGAAGUUGACGAGGACAAGUCGGGACAGAUUGAGUUCGCCGAGUUCGUGACCCUUGCCGCCAAGUUCAUCGUGGAGGAGGACGAGGAGGCGCUGCAGAAGGAGCUCCGGGAAGCGUUCCGUCUGUACGAUAAGGAGGGCAACGGGUUCAUUCCGACCACCUGUCUGCGGGAGAUCUUGCGCGAGCUGGACGAUCAGCUUACGGACGAGGAUCUGGACAUGAUGAUCGAGGAGAUCGAUUCGGACGGCUCCGGUACGGUUGAUUUUGAUGAGUUUAUGGAGAUGAUGACCGGCUAG